CGACGGCACGGCAAAUGGCGGGAUCGGUCUGCUUCGAAUAGCUUCGAAAUUGUUUAGGCUGCAUCACAGGCUGGCAGCAGCUAUAGUUUGACAUGUUCCAUAUUGUGGGCUUUAAAUUUCGCGAGUUGUGAAGACUUGAGUGCUCCGUGUGAUUUUCACUUGACAUGAGUCUAUGAUACAGCAUACAGCCGUGAGCACGAGCGUCUCUUCAGAAGAGUCGGCCGAGUUUGUCACCGGUUUCGGACUUAGCAAGAGAUGCUAGCAAGAACGUUCACGCGUAGGUGUCAUUUGACGCGGUGUUUCUGGACGAGCGCAGAAGAAGAAGCUAAUCCCGGCCCCAAAACCGAAGAGGAGCGUCGCCAGAGAACAGAAGAAUACAGAAAGAUCUUACGUGACAUAGACAAGUCUAUAUGUUCUCAUCGGCUGUCUGAUAAAGAAAGGAAAGUUCACGAGGCACAUAAACUUGCUGUUCAGAGAGGUGAGAAAACAUACACUGAUCCCAUGACUGGCUUUACCGUCUUUUCUGGACUCCAUCAUUACCUGCGUGGUGUCUGCUGUGGCUGUGGAUGUCGUCAUUGCCCUUAUCAGCACGUAAAUGCCAAGGAUGAAGUCAAAGAGAAGAUGAUGUUUAAUUCUGCUUUUUAUGUGCCAAGAACAGUGGCUUAAGAACCACAAUUGAAAUAAAGAAUUUUUGCAAAAAGAUGAAUGUCUCUUUUGUGUG
This is a messenger RNA of Rhipicephalus sanguineus (brown dog tick), 721 nucleotides long. RefSeq lists its product as uncharacterized. Lineage: Eukaryota; Metazoa; Arthropoda; Arachnida; Ixodida; Ixodidae. The transcript is spliced from 3 exons. The record is from RefSeq and is a predicted model, not a curated record. The coding region runs from base 256 to 666 and encodes 136 amino acids.